Messenger RNA from Strigops habroptila (Kakapo), 8652 nucleotides. RefSeq names its product activating signal cointegrator 1 complex subunit 3 (gene ASCC3). The record is from RefSeq and is a predicted model, not a curated record. The coding region runs from base 119 to 6037 and encodes 1972 amino acids. NCBI's taxonomy places the organism in Eukaryota, Metazoa, Chordata, Aves, Psittaciformes, Psittacidae. The transcript has 38 exons. Gene Ontology annotation, molecular function: nucleic acid binding; ATP binding; ATP hydrolysis activity.
CUUUACGGCAGUGUCGCGCCGCGUCGGCUUUUCGCGGCAGCGGAACCCGCGGGCCGGAAGGCAGGUGCUUAAACUGGGAUUUGAUUUCUCAUCCUAUGGAUCACUGAAAGAAUAACAGAUGGCCUUGCCUCGUCUUACAGGCGCUUUACGCUCCUUUUCAAAUGUCACUAAACAUGAGGAUUACAGUGAAGAAUUAGCUGACUUAACGACUAAAAGAUCAAAGCUACAUGCACAGUUGCUGAAGCCUGAGCUUACUUGGAAGAAGAUAAUAAAGUUUGUUGAUGACAAUUUGGACAAAAAAGAAUACCAAACUGUAAAUGGUGAUUUAAAAACUAUAUUACAAGCUGCAAAACAAAUAGUUGGAGCUGAAAAUGGACAAGAAGCAAUUGAAAGUGGAGCUGUUUUUCUCUUUAAGACAUUUCACAGGAAAGAAUGUGUUGGCCACGAUGAGACAAAGGCGAUCAAGCAGAUGUUUGGGCCAUUUCCAUCAUCAUCUGCUACUGCAGCUUGUAAUGCCACAUGUCGGAUUGCUUCUCACUUCACUGAAGAACAGUUUACAGCCCUCAUACAGAUGGCUGAAGAACAAAGUGAUGAAAACAGAGUGGUCUUUGGUAAAAAUAUAGUAUUUUCAUUUGACAUGCAUGAUUUGGAUCACUCUGAGGAGCUGCCUGUGAAUGGUGAGACCGACGCGCAGAAUACUAUAAGCUUAGAUUAUAACAGAUUUCUGAAUAACCAGCUGAAUCGCUUACAGAAUUACUGUGGUGAGAAAUCUGAUCUCAAGUCUUUGGAAAAAGUAGAUGAUUCUUUCUUAUGGAGUGAAGUCGGAAAGUAUCUGAAUGAAUCUCAAGGGGGUACCCCUGGAGGGCCAACAACAGAAGACCUCUGCUGUACUUUGUACGAGAUGCUUGCUUCUACCAAAAGUGGUGAUGAACUUCAAAAUGAGUUAUUUGAACUGCUAGGCCCUGAAGGUUUUGAACUUAUAGAGAAACUCCUACAGAAUAGAUCUCUGAUUCUGGAAAGAUCUUUGACUUGUCCAAAUGAUAACAGGUUCCAGACUCUGCAAGAACAGUGCAAGAAGUUUAUAGGAGAAAAUGCUAAGCCCAAUUAUGGUUGUCAAGUUACAAUUCAGUCUGAACAAGAAAAGCUGUUAAUGAAACAAUAUCGUCGGGAGGAAAAGCGAAAUGCCAGAAAAGAGAAACAAACUGGGGAAGAUGGAGAAGUUUCUGGAGAAGGACUAACGUGCUUUGAUCCCAAAGAGCUGCGGAUGCAAAGAGAGCUAGCACUUUUGAAUGCUCGAAGUAUGCCAGUCCUAGGUAGACAGAGAGAGAUGGAGUUUGAAAAAAUUCAUUAUCCGCAUGUUUAUGAUUCCCGAGCUGAAGCUAUGAAAACAUCAGCAUUCAUUGGAGGUGCAAAGGUGUUCUUACCAGAGGCAGUUCAGAGAGAAAACAAUAAAAUGUAUGAAGAGGUAAAGAUCCCACAUAGUGAACCAAUGCCUAUUGGUAUUGAAGAGAAAAUUGUUUAUAUUAAAGACUUAGAUGAGAUUGGACAACUUGCUUUUAAAGGCAUGAAAAGACUAAACCGAAUCCAAUCGAUAGUUUUUGAGACUGCCUACAACACGAACGAGAAUAUGCUAAUCUGUGCCCCCACUGGAGCUGGGAAGACUAACAUUGCCAUGCUGACAAUCCUUCAUGAAAUUCGCCAGCAUGUCCAGCAUGGCGUUAUCAAAAAGGAUGAGUUUAAGAUUGUGUAUGUUGCUCCUAUGAAGGCUUUGGCAGCUGAAAUGACAAAUUACUUCAGCAAGCGUCUGGAACCACUAGGCAUUACUGUGAAAGAGUUGACUGGUGAUAUGCAGCUGUCAAAAGGUGAAAUUCUGCGAACACAGAUGCUUGUGACUACUCCAGAGAAAUGGGAUGUUGUGACAAGAAAAAGUGUUGGUGAUGUAGCCCUCUCUCAGAUGGUUAAACUUUUGAUUCUCGAUGAAGUUCAUCUGUUGCAUGAAGAUAGAGGGCCAGUACUUGAAAGUAUAGUAGCACGUACUUUACGACAGGUUGAAUCUACGCAAAGUAUGAUUAGGAUUUUGGGCCUUUCAGCUACAUUACCCAAUUAUCUUGAUGUGGCUACAUUUCUACACGUCAAUCCCUACAUUGGACUAUUCUACUUUGAUGGCCGUUUCCGACCUGUACCACUGGGGCAAACCUUUAUAGGAAUUAAGACAACCAAUAAGGUGCAGCAACUGAAUCAUAUGGAUGAAGUAUGUUAUGAAAAUGUGCUGAAGCAAAUAAUGGCUGGACACCAGGUGAUGGUGUUUGUUCAUGCUAGAAAUGCCACAGUACGAACUGCUAUGGGUCUUCGAGAAAAAGCAAAAAACAAUGGUCAUAUUUGUCACUUUUUGUCACCCCAAGGAUCGGAUUAUGGUCAAGCUGAAAAACAGGUACAGAGAUCCAGAAAUAAGCAGUUACGUGAGCUGUUUCCAGAUGGAUUUAGUAUUCAUCAUGCAGGAAUGCUGCGGCAAGACAGAAAUCUGGUUGAGAACUUGUUUUCUAACGGACAUAUCAAAGUCCUAGUUUGUACAGCUACGCUAGCCUGGGGUGUCAAUCUUCCUGCUCAUGCUGUUGUUAUUAAGGGAACACAAAUAUAUGCUGCAAAAAGAGGCUCCUUUGUUGACCUUGGAAUUCUAGAUGUCAUGCAGAUAUUUGGUCGAGCUGGACGGCCUCAGUUUGACAAAUUCGGGGAAGGCAUCAUUAUUACAACUCACGAUAAGCUCAGUCAUUACCUGACUCUUCUUACUCAGCAGAAUCCAAUUGAAAGCCAGUUUCUUGAAAGCCUUGCAGACAACCUAAAUGCAGAGAUUGCUCUUGGAACAGUAACUAAUGUGGAAGAAGCAGUAAAGUGGAUAAGUUACACUUAUCUUUAUGUACGGAUGAGAGCAAAUCCAUUAGUAUAUGGCAUCAGUCACAAAGCUUAUCAGAUGGAUCCAGGUCUAGAAAAGCACAGAGAACAAUUGGUAAUUGAAGUCGGCAGAAAACUGGACAAAGCCCGCAUGAUUCGCUUUGAAGAGCGAACUGGCUUUUUUUCUUCAACAGAUUUAGGCAGAACUGCCAGCCACUACUAUAUUAAAUACAAUACUAUAGAGACUUUUAAUGAAUUGUUUGAUGCUCAUAAAACAGAAGGUGAUAUUCUUGCUAUAGUAUCAAAAGCUGAAGAAUUUGAACAGAUAAAGGUAAGAGAAGAAGAAAUAGAAGAGCUGGAUACCUUACUGAAUGAUUUCUGCGAACUUCCUGCUCCAGGAGGUGUGGAAAACAAUUAUGGAAAAAUUAAUAUCCUCCUUCAAACAUAUAUUAGCAGAGGGGAGAUGGACAGCUUCUCCCUUAUUUCGGAUUCUGCAUAUGUUGCACAGAAUGCAGCUCGUAUUGUUCGAGCUCUUUUUGAGAUUGCCCUUAGGAAACGUUGGCCUGCAAUGACAUAUCGACUACUGAAUCUCAGCAAAGUCAUUGACAAGCGGCUGUGGGGCUGGGUUAGCCCUUUGAGACAGUUCUCAGUGUUACCACCAUCAGUCCUUUCAAAGUUGGAAGAGAAGAAUCUCACUAUAGACAAGAUGAAGGACAUGAGGAAAGAUGAAAUAGGUCAUAUGCUGCAUCAUGUGAAGAUUGGGUUAAAGGUAAAACAAUGUGUCCAUCAAAUCCCCUCCAUCAUAAUGGAAGCAACGAUUCAGCCAAUUACCCGCACGGUCCUCCGAGUUCGGCUGAACAUCACUCCUGACUUCACAUGGAAUGAUCAGGUACACGGCACUGUUGGAGAGCCCUGGUGGAUUUGGGUGGAAGACCCUACUAAUGAUCACAUUUACCAUUCAGAGUACUUCAUUGUUCAAAAAAAACAGGUCAUUACUAAAGAACCUCAAAUGCUGGUGUUCACAAUCCCAAUUUUUGAACCUCUACCUUCUCAAUAUUACAUUCGAGCUGUGUCCGAUAGAUGGUUAGGAGCAGAGGCUGUAUGCAUCAUAAAUUUUCAACAUUUGAUUCUUCCAGAAAGACAUCCUCCACACACAGAGCUUCUAGAUCUUCAGCCUUUGCCUAUCACAGCCUUGGGACAUCGGGAAUAUGAAGCCCUGUACAAAUUCACACACUUCAACCCUAUCCAGACCCAGAUAUUUCAUACACUUUAUCACACAGACUGUAAUGUUCUUCUUGGAGCACCUACAGGUUCUGGAAAAACUGUUGCAGCUGAAUUAGCAAUCUUCAGAGUUUUUAACAAGUAUCCCACAUCAAAGGCAGUGUAUAUUGCACCCUUAAAAGCACUCGUUCGUGAAAGAAUUGAGGACUGGAAAGUUAGGAUUGAAGAAAAACUUGGUAAAAAGGUUGUAGAGUUGACAGGAGAUGUGACUCCUGAUAUGAGAGCUAUUGCCCAAGCUGACCUGAUUGUUACUACCCCAGAGAAGUGGGAUGGUGUUAGCAGAAGCUGGCAGAACAGAAGCUAUGUUCAGAAAGUUUCCAUUCUUAUCAUAGAUGAGAUCCAUCUAUUAGGGGAUGAGAGAGGCCCAGUAUUGGAAGUCAUUGUGUCUCGAACAAACUUCAUCUCAUCUCACACAGAGAAGCCUGUAAGAGUAGUUGGUUUAUCCACUGCUUUAGCAAAUGCCAGAGACCUUGCUGACUGGCUAAAUAUUAAUCAGAUGGGUCUGUUCAACUUCCGACCGUCAGUACGCCCAGUUCCUCUGGAGGUGCAUAUUCAGGGCUUCCCUGGGCAGCACUACUGUCCUCGCAUGGCUAGCAUGAACAAACCUGCAUUUCAGGCAAUUCGGAGUCAUUCUCCAGCCAAGCCUGUUCUUAUUUUUGUAUCAUCCAGACGUCAGACAAGGCUUACUGCUUUAGAUCUGAUAGCUUUCCUAGCCACUGAGGAUGAUCCCAAACAAUGGCUGAAGAUGGAUGAAAGAGAGAUGAAUGACAUUAUAGUAACAGUUAGAGAUUCAAAUCUGAAGCUGACACUUGCUUUUGGAAUAGGCAUGCACCAUGCAGGUCUGCAUGAAAGAGACAGGAAAACUGUGGAAGAAUUGUUUGUGAACUGCAAAAUCCAGGUUCUUAUUGCCACAAGCACAUUAGCUUGGGGUGUAAAUUUUCCAGCUCAUUUAGUAAUUGUUAAAGGAACAGAAUACUAUGAUGGAAAAACAAGGCGUUAUGUGGAUUAUCCCAUUACAGAUGUGCUUCAGAUGAUGGGACGUGCUGGCAGACCACAGUUUGAUGACCAAGGAAAAGCUGUAAUUCUAGUUCAUGAUAUUAAGAAAGACUUCUACAAAAAAUUCCUUUAUGAACCUUUCCCAGUGGAAUCAAGCUUAUUAGAAGUGCUGGCUGACCACUUGAAUGCUGAAAUUGCCGCUGGAACUAUUACUUCUAAGCAGGAUGCAAUGGAUUAUAUCACCUGGACUUAUUUCUUCCGUAGACUUAUAAUGAACCCAACUUACUAUAACUUGGAUGAUGUGAGCCAUGACACCAUGAAUAAGUACCUCUCAAGCCUUGUUGAGAAAUCCCUCUUUGAUUUGGAAUGCUCCUACUGUAUUGAAAUUGGGGAGGAUAAUUGCAGCGUUGAACCACUGACAUACGGCCGCAUUGCUUCCUAUUACUAUUUGAAGCAUCCAACUAUUGGAAUGUUCAAAGAUCAGUUGAAACCUGAAAGCAACAUUGAAGAAUUGCUCUUAAUUCUGACAAAUGCUGAGGAGUACACAGAUUUGCCAGUGAGACACAAUGAAGAUCAGAUGAACAGUGAACUGGCAAAACAUCUUCCAAUUGAAGUCAACCCCCAUUCAUUUGACAGUUCACACACAAAAACACACCUCCUGCUUCAAGCCCACUUCAGUCGUGCCAUGCUGCCUUGCCCAGAUUAUGCAACUGAUACAAAGACGGUGCUGGACCAAGCAAUUAGGAUAUGUCAGACUUUUCUGACUGAUGGUGGGAGCUGUAGCUACUGCUCCUCACACAAAAGGUACUGUCUGGCCAUAUCAGCACAGCUACAAACAGCAGAGGUGCCCAAGCUGCAGUUCCUGGACUAAAACAAGAAUGUCCCUCAGUUCUGGACUUCGCAUCCUUCCCAAACCUCCUCAGUUCAUAACAGCCACUAAAACUACUGACUUGGGAGCCAUAUCACUUGGAUCAUUUGUUUUCCUGCCUGUGAGGAAAUGGAGAAGUUCUUGAAGGUCCCAAGUGUGUUUUUAUGCUCAUAUGUUGUCUGUUGUUAGUGCAGGAGUGCUGAUCAUUUGCUGCAAGGUGGUGGGAGUUAAAAAAAAGGCCUUCUUUACAGUUGUGUAUGUAAGAUUUGUCCAGAAGUGCCCCAGGGCAAGAGAUAAUUGCUUUGUUUUAUAGGUGCAUUGGCAACUAUAAAUAAAUGGGCAGCUUUGCUGAAGGAAGGGAAGAGAAUCAAACUUGAGAAUGCAGAGGAUUAUUCAGAAACAAGUGGAGAGCAAAGGCCGUAUCUCUUGAGCUACUACACAUAUUCUUUUUGUAUGUAAUAAUACUCCAGUGAUAGCACUAUGUUUGCAAUUUGACUUAAAUACUGGCUGCUUUCAUGGUUAGAUGGCUAUUAUUCCACCGGAUGGUGGAAAUAUAAUAAUCAAAAAACUUGUAGCACAGAUACUGGAUGUUAGUGCUCAUUUAUAGAUACUGAGCAGCAACGGAGAGCUUUGUUCAGAAAGUACCUGGACAAGUUGGGGUGGAACUACUUGUUUCCUGCUUGUGGUUUAUAGGUAUAUAUGUGGGAGACGGAUAGUCACCUUCGUGGCAGUGGUGCUGGGGUCUUUGCUUGCUGUGGAUAAUUGGUGAACUGCUAUAUAGGAGCAUCUUGGUGGCAGUUUAAUGAUGAUUUGGUGCUCCUUAUAUAUAAUCCUUCCCCAACCCAUGGCAAACCUUUUCCCAGUUGGGGCUGGAGGAAAUGAGUAAUGCUUAACCCAUUUGUGUGAUCAAUUCACUUAAGCAGCUACUGUGAAAUGUUAAUCACAACUUUAAUUUGUACUGCAUUAGCAUUUUGAUUAACUUGUAGGCUUGCUAGCACACUUGAAGCACUUUUACUCAUAGUUACAGCUCGGAAAUGACUUUUUGAUUAAUUAAGUUUGUUAGACAGCAGCUGAGCUUCCUGAAUGCUAACCCUAUGGGGCUAAAAGUUCAGGAGAAAGUUACUAGGAAUAACUGUUGCUGUUGAAAAGGAUUCUUGUGAAUUCUGCUUCACUCAAAAAUUUUUCAUUAUUAACAAAAUAUUACGUUACUGCUUUGAAACUGACUUUAAACUCUAAAGCGGGCAGAUUUAUUAUGAGAAAUAUGCUGUAUAUUUUUCAUGAGUUUGGUAGAUUUUUGUAAGAUUUGGAACAAAUGCCAUCUUGAAGACCUUGUUUAUGUUAGGAGACUGAUUUCUUGCUAAGAGAUUUUUAUUAAAAACAUUUUAUUGUAUUUACAGUUCACUAGCAUAGUAGAGAAUAUAAAUUUAUUAAUUAAUAAUUUGAAAAUAAAUUGGAUAUUGGGACUCAACAAGCUGUGAACAUGUUGGGUUCUGCCCUACCAAGUUUACAUUGUUGGUGUCACAUGCCAUAGCUGCUCUUAACUGUGUAAUACUAUCCAAAAAAAAAAAAAAAAGGAACCCAAGGGUUGCACUCCAUUAAAUGUAGAUAGUAAGUGAUUUGUCCUUUCCCUGGUUCUGAUUGUAUUAAUAAUGUUACUAUGGAGGCUAAAGGAUGAACAUAGGGAUAGGAAUCUUACAAAGCAGCUAGGAAGGUUGUAAUUUGCAUAUAUCAGUGAGACCUUUAUGAUGAUGGGAGAAUGAAGUUUUAGUCUCUCAUAGGAGGUAGCAGAGCAUAUGGAAAAGGGAGCUGAAUAUGCUUGUAAAAAAAGGGACACAGAGGGCGGUAUAAAAGGAGUGCCUCCUGAAUAGGAUUAGUUACAUCUUAUUCACUAUAUCUCCUGGUGAAGUACAAGGCGGGGGGUGGGGGGGUGUUGCUCUGUAGGCUGAAACUAUACUGCUGUAUGUCUGAUUUAAUUGAUCUGAAAGAAUCAAUUAAAUCAGACUCUUCCCCUCCCCAAAUUAAUAAAUUUCUAAAAAGUGAUUUUGGUCUAGAUCUCUGAAGUGCAAAGGAUCUGUAGAUACCUGUUUUACGUACAAAACAUAACGUACAAAAGACAGUGACCUUAAAACCUUCUGUAAGACUUCUUCAAACAAAUUCCAGCUUUUCAACUAAGUUGUUGUUUCUGGGGUAUAUAAUUGAAGCAUCAUAAUCAUGAUUUAUAUAAAAACAUGAAACUUAUAGUAUACGAUAUACUUUAACAUCUGGAAAAAUGUUUUGCUUGUAUUAGUGGUUGAUCUCAAGUCACAUGUGGAUCAUAAUAUAACAUUACAUAUUGGAAGGCUUCCUAUGUUUGAAGCAUGUGCAAAAAAGAUUUAUUAUUGUGAAUUCAUAGUUUUCAGGAAAAUUAAUACACUUUUGCAUAUUAUUGUCUAUAAAUAUUUGUCAUAUAAACUCUGUAGUCCUAAACAGCUGUAAUUAGACACCAUUUAAAAGAUUUUAAUAGAUCUAUGGAUUUAAAGUCAUAUUUCUAACUGAAGUCUAGUCCUAGACAACAGAACUUACAUUAACAUGCAGCAGAGACACGAGUGGGGUAUUUUGAUUAUUUGAUAUUGGACUAC